AUGGCUAACAUUGGCUCUCCCAAUAUAUGGUCAACGAGACGUGCCGCCCAAUCUUCCUGCACUCUCCCAACCCCAUUGGUGUCCUCAUGGUAUCUUCAACCACGGAUUACAUCACAGAACUCCGAUACACGAGAACAAUUGGUACUGCGCGGAGACUCCGAUCAAACGACUCCCGUAAUCGUAACUCGGGCCAUAGCUCAUCUUACUCCACAGUCUACACCGUUUAGAGCUAAUUACGAGUCCGACUUUCCAGCAUUGUCACCACCUCCAAGUCCGCUGCUCUCGGUGGCUAUAACCCCCUCAUCAGAGUUUCAAACUCCUUUAUCGUACACCGGCCCAAGAAUGGGUUACCGUACCCUAAGCUCCCCAGCGCAAAGCAAUACAUUUGGAGCCCUCGCCUACUCGCCAAGUAUCUCGCCUUCCCCACCAAGGCUAGUCAUCGAUGAGGAACCACCCCCAAGAUCUUCCCCCACUUCCUGGCCAUCUCAUACACAAACUCAAAUCCUGAGGCCAAUUCAUACCGAUAUUAUAAGUCAGAACCGUACUCAGCAUCAUUCCUUUGUGGCUUCUUCUCGCCCGCCGAUCCACGAAUUCCAGUUUCCUCCAUAUCCAAUUCAGCCUCGCAUCAUCGCACAUUACCACCAACCUGCUCGCAUCUCUCGACAAUCCCAACAUUCUCAGGGGACGAUCCAGCCUAAUAGUUCUAUUUCCGCUCAACUUCAACCUAAUCCGCUCAAUUCAGCCCGUACAAGAGUUCAACCUGACGCCCGUACGCGUCCCAGGCCCGACCAGGCUGUCCACCUCUUUCAACCAAAUGCCCACGUUAGACGACCAGCACCCAGACCCCAUCCACAAACCCAUGUCGUCUCAUCUCCCGUUCCAAAUCGUAUAUUUAGACCCCCAAUUCGUCGCACUUUCUUCCCGAACCAUCAGUCCAAUCGAACUAACUCGGGUGGUGUCAUUCCAGUACCCAGACCUCGUUCACAUAUUCAUGGUCCCCCUCCGCCCACCUCAGAUCCCAUUACUAGGUCCCUAAUUCGGCGGAUUUUCUUCCCAAAUCAUCCGUCCAUUCAACUCAACUUGGAUGGUAUCAUUCCAGGAGCCAGACCUCGUCCACAAAUCCAUGGUCCCCCUGCGCCUGUCCAGAACCGCAGCACUACGCCUCCCAUUGGUCGUGUCUUCUUCCCGAAUCAACCGUCCAAUCGACCCAACUCGGAAGGUAUCGUUCCAGAAGCCAGAUCUCGUCCACAAAUCCAUGGUCCCCCUACGCUUGCCCAGAAUCGCAGCACUAGGCUUCCCACUGGUCGUGUCGUCUUCCCGAACUAUCCGUCCAAUCGACCCAACUCGGAUGGUAUCAUUCCAGGAGCCAGAAUUCGUCCACAAAUCCAUGGUCCCUCUUCGCCUGCUCCGAAUCGCAGCACUAGGCCUCCCAUUGGUCGUGUCUUCUUCCCGACCCAUUCGUCCAAUCGUCUCAACUCGGUCAUUGGGAUACCAUUAGCUACGAACCAAUAUGAGGCGUUGAGUACCGAUGAUGACGUUGACGUGGUUGUAUCCCAGGAGUCUCCAUCAACAAGGAGGGCAGCUCCAUCAACAAGGAGUUCCAUGCCACGUGGGACACCACUCCGAUGCUGCCAUUUGUUGAGAGAAUAG
Gordionus sp. m RMFG-2023 is the source of this 1650-nucleotide messenger RNA. RefSeq lists its product as uncharacterized. The record is from RefSeq and is a predicted model, not a curated record. Bases 1 to 1650 code for a protein of 549 amino acids. Lineage: Eukaryota; Metazoa; Nematomorpha; Gordioida; Chordodea; Parachordodidae. The transcript has a single exon.